Messenger RNA from Adineta steineri, 1014 nucleotides. NCBI's taxonomy places the organism in Eukaryota, Metazoa, Rotifera, Eurotatoria, Adinetida, Adinetidae. The record is from the annotation of a GenBank genome assembly.
AUGAUACUAUAUUCUGUAUUUUUUUUAGGAUUAUCCGUUGUUAUGUCUUUACAAUUUGAAAUCAGUGAUUACACAGUAUCAUUACAACGAGCAGAAAAAUAUCUGUUUCAAUACGGAGGAUUAAUCUUGAUAGUUUUAGGUAGUAUUGGUUGUCUACUUAGUUGGAUAGUCUUUAGCAAAAAGACUCUUCGCAAAAAUUCUUGUUCAAUAUAUAUGAUGGCAUUUCACAUUGCUAAUUUUACAUAUAUUAUUACACUUAUAUUGCCAUCAGUAUUAUCGAUUGGUUAUGGUAUGACAUUUAUCACAUCUACUUUAGGUCUUUGUCGAUUUUCUAUAUACAUGGCUUUCGCCCUGGAUAUAAUAAGUCCUACUUGUUUAGUUCUAGCUUCUAUUGAUCGAAUCUUAGUUACGUCACCAAAUGCUUUAACAAGACAAAAGAGUACUUUUCGCCUUGCAUUUAGAAGUAUCAUUUGUGCAACACUAUUUUGGAUUUUAUUCCAUAGUCAUUCAUUGAUCUUAAUGCACGUUAUUCAAAUUGCACUGAGUACUUUUAUUUGUUAUACGCAAUCUGCUGUAUAUCUUGUGGUCAUAAGUUACUAUUCACUUCUAAAAAAUAUUCUUAUUCCGACGCUUUUAGCAGGUUUAGGUCUUUUGGCUGUCAGAAAUAUUCGAAAAAUAGGUCACAAUAGGGUUGUUCCUGAUGCAACUACAAUGGGAACAGUAAACGAUCGUGGUUUACAGUCGAUUCAUUCCAAAGAUCGUCAACUCGUUCGUAUUCUUCUCAUUGAUAUUGGGAUUUAUGUCAUCUGUGUCUAUCCACAAACAGCAAUAAACUUAUAUCAACAAAUUACUCAAUAUGACACGAAAAGUUUUGAUCAAACACAAGCAGAAGUUUCAAUCCAAUAUCUAUGUUCAUUUUGUGGUUUUAUUCCAUAUUGUAUUGGAUUUUAUAGCAAUUUAAUCGUGUCAAAAACAUUUCGAAAUGAAGUGAAGAAUAUCUUUUUGUGCAAAUAA